AUGGACCCUAAGAGACCGCGAGAGGAUGGUGCUGCUGAUGGUAAUGCGUCCAAAACUAAAAAGGGGUUUUCAGUUGGUCCUGCCAAUCUUCCUGACGGCACAUAUCGAAGAAAAGUGCAAAAGAUCAAGGGAGACCUGAUUCACAAGGCCAAGGUCAAGAAAUCCUAUGCAAAAGUUAAAGCUGAGGAACUUGCAAAGGGAGCUUCAAGAUCCAGCUAUACCCAAGAAUCAACCCUGGAAAAUGAUGCAGAUAUCCAGCAGUCAGAGCCAGCCAGGCUAGAGUUACACCCUUCCAGACAAGCUAUGCUCGAUGCUCCAUCUACAGAACAACAAUCUACAGAACGAAGAAUAAGAGAUCCUCACAAUCGCUGGAAACGUCGACAAAAGCCUUCGCCGUUUACCAAAGAGAUUGUAAUCGCAAAGAGGAAGAAGGAGGAGAUUGAGAAUAGGCAGAAAAUAAGAGAAGCUAAACAACGAGAUCGUGAGGCAAUGGCUAGGGCUCGGAGGCCGGAUAAGUUUGGAAGGCGAAAACUCGGGCGGGAAAGUAAUGUUUUAUUGGAUAGGGUUAAGAGGAUGAUUGAGGAAUCUUAG
Paracoccidioides brasiliensis Pb18 is the source of this 591-nucleotide messenger RNA. RefSeq lists its product as uncharacterized. The coding region runs from base 1 to 591 and encodes 196 amino acids. The record is from RefSeq and is a predicted model, not a curated record. The transcript is spliced from 2 exons.